AUGGCUGACGGGGAAAACGCGGAGGACACGCGUCCCACCUCGACGCUGGUCGUCCCGCCGCCCCUCGCCAACGUGCUGCGCCCACAUCAGGUUGACGCGCUGCAUUUUUUGUGGAGGAAACUCGUGGACGAGGGCAUACAGCGUGUCCUACGGGCGAGCCUGGCGGCGCCGUUGGCGGAGCGGGUGCGUCUCUACCAGGAGCUGUUUGGCUGCGUCAUUGCCCACUCGAUGGGCCUUGGCAAGACCGUCACCGUCCUGAGUUUUCUCCUGCUGCUUCAGCAGCGCUACGCCGUCGGAGAGGCGGCGGCACCAGCGAUACGCGCCCUCGUGCUGACCCCGCGCAGUUGCACGUAUCAGUGGCAGUGCAGUGCGGCGGAGUGGAUGCUCCCCGCGUUGUUCGGUGACACGGCUCUCCCCGUGUACGCCCCACUGGGCUCCCGCAGGCCCGCGAAGACCAUCCUGGAAUUCUACCAAAGAGGUGGCAUUCUUCUUCUGGGCUACGAGGAGUACCUGAAGCUUCUUCGACGGGCAAAGGAGGGCGUCGUGGGCUCGCAAGUCUACACCCGCGUCAAGUCUUUGUUUGAUUACUUGCGGCCACCGCUACCGCUGAGCAGCCAGCUGUCUUUGCUGGAGGUGCUGGAAAGCCCUGACGUGGUGGUUCUGGACGAGUCGCAUCGGCUGAAGCGCACCAACUCUAAACUUGUGGGGAGUCUAAUGGAGCACCUACGGGGAGUGCAGCUGCGGGUGGCGCUGACAGGCACGCCGCUGCAGAACCACUUGGAGGAGUACAAUGUCAUGUACUCUGUUGUGACAGGGGCCAUGAUGCAACCCGGGUCCUUCCGCCGCCUCUUUACGCUUCCCAUUGAACGAGGGCAGUGCGCGGACUCCACUUUUCAGCAGUUUGUGGAGAUGCAGAAGUGCGUGGCGUCGCUGCGGCGCUUCUUUGGGGCCACGAUGCAUCACUGUGGACCGGAGGUCCUUGAACGGGAACUUCCGCCGCGACGCGAGUACGUCAUUCUCGUCGGGUUGUCGCCAAAGCAGGAGGCGGCGUACCGAGCCAUGCUGAAGACCUACACGAGGGGCGAAACCAACCGCGUCAUCCUCCCGCUUCACCACGAGGCCUCCCACGUCUGUUUUCACCCCGCGUUGACGCGGCAGCGGGCGCGGGAGGUGACGCACGCUUCGUGCGACAGGGCAGCUCCAAGUGCGCUGCCGAGCGCCGCCGUGGAUGAGCGGGGGAGCAGUGGGGAGGAGAGCGGCUUCUCCGCCACCUCGUCGGAGGAGACGGCUUCAGACGAGUUCAAUGAGGCAGACCUUGAGGUGGCCAUGGAGCACCUCAAUGUGGCGGAGUCGCCGAAGCUCGCGCUAGCGCUUUCGCUGCUGUGGCACAUCAGCGAGGAGUUGCACGAGAAGGUGGUGCUCUUCUCCACGUACAGGAGCCACCUGUUCCUCUUGCAGCGGCUGCUGCGGCAACGGGGCAUGCUGGCGGACGUGAUGCAGGGAGGGUUGGAUGUACGGGAACGUCAGCGCAUUAUUGAACGCUUCACCGAGGAUGCCUCCCGCUUGGCUCUGCUCUGCUCCACAAAGGCGAGCGGCGUGGGCAUUAACCUGGUGGCGGCGAACCACUGCAUUUUGUUUGACGUGAGUUGGAACCCGGCCGACGACACGCAGGCGACAUACCGCCUCUACCGCUACGGACAGAAGCGGCCUGUGACCAUCUACCGCAUCGCGUCUGACGGAACGUUUGAGCACGUCGUCUUUUUCUACGCCCUGAGCAAGGCGUGGCUUCACAAGAAGAUUGUGGACGUGGCGGACCCCACGCGGUACGAGCGUCACAUGAAGGAGAACUACUUUGUGUAUCCCUGUGGGGUGCCGAUUGACUUUGAGCGCGGCGACGGCAAGGAGGAAGAGCGCGCUCCGCUUCCAAACAAUGAGGCGGCGCAGCAACGCUGGCGCGAGUACGCCGCCCGCCACUGCCCCGCCCUCACGCUUACGGCGCCGGACGGGACAUUUGCGUGGAUACGCUCCAUCUCUGAGCACUCCUUCUUGCUGCGUGACAAUACCGACGAGGUGAUUCGGGAGAUGGGGAAGCGGUUUGCGACGCAGGUGCAGCUGCCCAGUCUGCCCAUAGUGCUGGAGCCCGCACACGCCGAGGACUCCUUCCUGCAGGACGCGCGGGAUUUACUGCUGCAGCGGUGUGAGGUGGCGCUACAAGUCUGUCUCUGUGACGGCGCGGCGCACCUGGUGGCCGCCGUGCGCCGGCAGUCGGAGGAUGCCUCUGCGGAGGAAAAGGCGGUGGACACGAGCAAAACUGAGAAGUUGCUAUGCGGCCUAUUUGCGACGGUGGUGGGCGUUGAUGCGCCAGCGGAGGGAUUGGCCGAGGUGCUGGCCAUCUUAUUUCACCGUGGCGUGGAAGCGGUGAUGCGGACCAGCUUGAAUAGACCAUCCUACGCAAAGUUGCGCGCCUUUCUCAGUGGCAGGUUGGGUGGCGAUAACCAGACAGGUGAGUCGCUGUUGGAGUGGCUGCGAUUUCGUCCCUGUACUCUCUUUUCCCGCAUGGCGCCUGUAGAGGCCACCUACACUCUGACCGAGAUGGGGCUUUUGCGGCCUUUUGUGCCGCAUUGCACUCUCCUCGGCGUGUCGCUGGCGUUGGACGGGAGCAAGGCGCCGAAGGAAGCGCUACAGGCGAUGCACCGCCUAUUUGCCUCUCCAGACCCGCCGGACGGUGACGGGGAAACAACCGAGCAGUUGGCGGCGAAGGCGGUGACACGCUGCCUCGAGGCCUUGUGGCCGCCGUGUGAGGGGCUGUCGCUCCCAGACGUCCCUGCCAACCUUGAGGCGAGGCAGCGUCUCACGGAGCGGGCGUACCGAAGCGCACGAGAGCGCGUGAGCGGAUUCUUCUCCGUGAAGGAGGCGGCAAAGUGUCUCGGGCUUCGUGCCGUCCAUGGGCGCCGCGACUUGUACUACUGCAAACGCUGCUCGGAUGGCCUGUUGGACAGGACGCCGCCAGACGCCGUCCUAACUUGUGGCCGCUGCCACUACAACGCGGAGUUUGCACUGCAGACGCACCCCGACGCGCGUCACGCCUGUGCUCUCUAUCAGUUCUCCGUGCUUUCUGUGCUGCUGGAUGCCUUCUCCGUCUCGCGCAGCUUCACGACGGCGUUUGUUCCGACUGCGUGCCGUGACGUUCUUCAGGUUCUUCGACAGCUUCGAAACGCACGCAUGGUGCAGGUCUCGAAGAACUUCACCUCCGACGCACUGGAGAUCGGGAUCGACGCAUUGCUCUCUGGUAUGCCGGAGACGACGGCAUCGCUGUUGCGCCUGCAGUCCGGCGCGGCGGACACGACGGCGCUGAAGCGCCUCUUGGCGGCGGAUUCGAGCCGUGUCUGGUCGACCGUGCUGCGGAGCCACGUCCGGGAGCGGGUGCUGGGCUGGUUCAGGGCAACGACGACGACGACGACGACGACGACGACGACGACGACGGGCGGCGCCAAUGCACAGGCGAUGGCAAUGCCUGAGAUGCUGCUGGUGCUGGCGCUGCAGUCCCUCGCGAGGAACUUCGCCGGCGGCGGCGCCAACGCCAAAGACCUCCUCCUCCUCGGCCGCACGCAAAGCCGCGAGGCGGCGAUGCUGCGUUUUAUCUGCGAUGGACUCGUGAAGCUCAUUUACGCCGAGCGGCUGCUGGCGAACCCACUCACCCGGGCCUCGCUGGACGCAUUCAUGGUGGAGUACGCGACCCCCAGCGGGAGCAGCGGGAGCAGUGAGCGGCGUAGCCGCAACAGCAGCGUCCGCCGCAGGCGUCGGGAAGAGGGCGACAACGGCAGCCAUGCGUCGGGCUCCUCCACGUCUGCCAGCAUCGCUUCUGUGGCCCGCCGCGCUUGUGCGCGGAAGCGGCGGCGGCAAUCACCCGUUGCUUCGUACUCCAGUGCCUCCAGCGUGUCUAGCGCCUCCUCAUCCUUUAGCUCCUGCUACUCCGACGACGAGGGGGAUGACAAAAACGCGACGUCCAACUCGAAGAGUGCGGCGGAGCGUGCCCGCCGGGAAAUGAUAGAGUCGGAGGAGGUGCUGCGCCUGCGGUCAGUGCAGUACUGGGCGGCGUACUGCGAGGUCUACGGAACCUGCAGCAUAGAGUCGCUGACGGUGAUGGUGGAGGAUGAGGAGAAUGGGAUGAGCAUUCUGCCGCCGCCACCGAACAGCUUCUGGGUGAGUGAGGUGAAGCGGGCAACACGCGAGGGCAUGCGACUGGCCACCGUGGCGGACGAGUUUCUCGCAAAAAUAAUGCCGUUGACUGCGGCGGCGCGCGUUAUCAAGUAA
Molecule: messenger RNA, 4314 nt
Organism: Trypanosoma conorhini
Lineage: Eukaryota; Euglenozoa; Kinetoplastea; Trypanosomatida; Trypanosomatidae
Exons: 1
Coding region: 1-4314 (1437 amino acids)
Cellular component (GO): nucleus
Molecular function (GO): ATP hydrolysis activity; ATP-dependent chromatin remodeler activity; ATP binding
Source: RefSeq, a predicted model, not a curated record